AUGUACACCGCCGCCAUCUCCGCCUUCGCCUUCGUCCUCGCGCUCCUCGCGCACGCCGUCCACGCCAGCCCCGCCGUCACAGUGAAAACGGACAUCGCCUCCAAGUUCCCCGUGCACGACCUCCGCUCGGCCGUCGCGCACCCCAACGCCACGCUCUCGCCGGCCGGGCUCCACCCCGCCGUCACGCAGGCGGAGUUCCCCGCGUUCCUGCUCAUGUGCCCCACGGUGUCGUGCAUCAGCUGCAUCCAGCUCGAUAUGAGCACAAUCCCACACAACGAAUGCCUCGGCUCGGGCGUCGAGGCGAUGUCGGUCGCGAUUAACCAGCCAAGCAACGAGGGCCUGCCGUUUGGGGUGUUCGUCGCGCCGGACGGCUGCACGAGCAUCAUCCAGAUCCCGGCGGUCAACACCUGCUACAACGUCAACGGCAAUACCGUCAGCGAGUUUGCGCUCGCUUGA
Molecule: messenger RNA, 456 nt
Organism: Trametes versicolor FP-101664 SS1
Lineage: Eukaryota; Fungi; Basidiomycota; Agaricomycetes; Polyporales; Polyporaceae
Exons: 1
Coding region: 1-456 (151 amino acids)
Source: RefSeq, a predicted model, not a curated record